AUGUACGCCAAAAUGGCAGAUUUGAUCAAGGUCGUCAAGGCUGUCCGUGACCAACUGAUCACUACGGACGUUAAUCAAUACGUUUAUUCCAAAGAUGUGAACCAGAAGGACUUUGAAGAGAUCGAGGACGAGGUCAAUAGAAAAGAUCUGCCUUGUGCCGUCAUAUUUCAAUAUGAUGCCCAAAUCAAUCAUAUAAUUAUCAAGUUGGCUGACAUGGGUACUACCUUCCACGAACUUACCCCUCUGGGAGCCACAACUUUUGGAGGGCGUACAACCUCCUGCAAGGAGGGCGAUUCGACCUUUAAAAACGCGUAUCUCCGUGGCCGUGAGAGCGAUUGGCCGCAUCUCGUUAUAGAAACUGGUGUGUCCGAGUCUCUGCGAGAACUCAGACGGGAUACUGGGUGGUGGCUAUCUAACUCAGAGGGCGAAGUUCUGGUCGUCGUGGUUAUCCACAUUACCCGAGCGACUAAAACAAUUGUGAUGGAAACAUACAUACCGGAAUUUCCCAGUCCAUGGCUCAAACACACUUCUGUUUUGCCUCGUUUGGUUUCAGAAACUGUUAUUGAUUUCGGUUCAAAGCCUCCCCGUGUCAAGGGGGGUUCGGUCGUCCUCGAGUUUCAUUGA
Aspergillus affinis is the source of this 624-nucleotide messenger RNA. RefSeq lists its product as uncharacterized. The transcript has 2 exons. Bases 1 to 624 code for a protein of 207 amino acids. NCBI's taxonomy places the organism in Eukaryota, Fungi, Ascomycota, Eurotiomycetes, Eurotiales, Aspergillaceae. The record is from RefSeq and is a predicted model, not a curated record.